Morus notabilis is the source of this 1912-nucleotide messenger RNA. Its product is annotated as protein NRT1/ PTR FAMILY 5.5. The record is from RefSeq and is a predicted model, not a curated record. Lineage: Eukaryota; Viridiplantae; Streptophyta; Magnoliopsida; Rosales; Moraceae. The coding region runs from base 346 to 1800 and encodes 484 amino acids. Gene Ontology annotation, biological process: transmembrane transport. Gene Ontology annotation, molecular function: transmembrane transporter activity. The transcript is spliced from 6 exons. Gene Ontology annotation, cellular component: membrane.
GAAAAAGGCUGCUGAUUUAAAUAGAGGCAGCAGAAGAUCUAGGUUGCGAAGCAGUUGCUCCAAAGUCCGAUUGCAAAUCCCGAAGAGAGUUUUGCAUUGAAGAAAGAUAUCUAAAUCCAGUUUCAGAAAGGUGUGAGCAUACAAAAGUCCUUCAAAAACAAUGGCAUCUUCCUUUCUAAAAAUCACUGGUGGGUAGUACGUACACACUCAAAAGUUCUGGCAUGGGUGGAUAUACUGGCCGUGUAUUCGAUAUCUACUUUGAUAACAUACUUAACAGAUGUUUGGAAGCUCACUUACACACAUGCUGCUGCAAUUGUCAAUGUGUUUUGGGGCUUGACGGCAAUAAUGCCAUUCACUAUGCAAUAUAUUGUGGAUACUUUCAUGGGUAACUAUUGGAUGGUCUUACUCUCUAACUUUGCCUGCAGUAUUGGGUUAGGAUUUUUGUCAAUGUCGACUCCGCCAGUCCUUUCAAAGGUAGCAGGCACUUGCAGUGAAUAUAAGCCCGAGUGUGUUGGCAUUGGGCAGAAGACACUCUUUUAUACAGCACUAGCUCUUAUAGCUGUGGGAUUAUCUGGUCAUGUGACAUCUUUGUCAAUACUCACGGAGGAGCAUAAAAAGUCGUCAGGCAAUCAAGAUAAGCUGCAUCUUUAUUUAGGCGUCUUUGCAGUGAUCCUCGUCCCUUUAAUUGGAGCUGUAGCAAUUCCUUACAUAAAGCCAUGGUCAAUUAGAUUUGGUGUCACAGCCAUAUGUUCGGUGAUGGCAACACUUAUUUUUUUGACUGGCUCAUAUGAUUAUGACACAGCUCAAGGAAGCCCUUUAACUGCUGUGUUUAGGGUCAUUGUUGCCUCUGCAUCAAAAGUAUUCCACAAAUGCCCAAAAGAUGCCUCUGAGUUGUAUGAGGGGAAUGACAACAAUGUUCACAAAAUGCGUCAUACUCGUCACCUCAGGUGCCUAGACAAGGCUGCAAUUCUACUAACAGACCAACAACAAAAUAGGUGGAAACUCUGUACUGUCACAGAAGUAGAAGAAACCAAGAGCAUUCUAUGCAUGAUUCCUAUGUGCACGACCUUCUUCAUAUUAGGAGUUGUAUAUUCCAUUGGAAACACUUACUUCCUUGAACAAGCAAACCACAUGAACCGCAAGCUUGGUCGCUUAAGCGUACCUCUUACGAUCCUUGUAUUCUUUCGAGAUCAAGCCGAGUCUCAAUUCUCCAAUUGCUAUUCCAGAUUGGCUUCAAAUGGAUCGUCACCAAGCCGGUACGCAAUCCGAGUUGGAAUUGCAGUGUCAAUGAUAUUUGCAGUACACUGUUGCAUUACUGCUGCCAAAGUAGAGAAGCGAAGGCUAGAUGUGGUCAAAAGCCAUGGCUUGCUUGACAAACCUAAAGAGAGAAUUCCCAUGAGUAUGUUUUGGUUGGUCCCACAGUUUCUUCUUCUCGGCGGCCUAGAUGGGAUUUCACAUGAAAGUAUUGAACUUUUCUUUAGUGAUCGUGGCCCUGCGUCUAUGGAUAGGUAUAUGACUCACUUUGCUAUGGCUGUUUUUGGAGUUGGAAACAUGGGAAGUGUCUUGUCGGUUUUUCUUGUUGAUAAGAUUAGUUCUAGCGGAGGAAAUCCUAGUUGGGUCCAAGAUACACUGAAUAUGAGUCGCUUGGAUAAGUAUUACUGGGUUUUGGCUGCAUUAACUGCGGCCAAUCUGGUUUUGUAUAUUUUGGUGGCUGUUUGGUAUGACAGAAAAGUUUUAAGAUCAGAAGAGAGGGAGGCACCAAAGCAUAAUCAGAGUAUGAAUCAGUCUUUUGAUGAUUGAUACUUACUAAUGUUUCUAUUUCACUAUGUGAUGGAUUAGAGAUUCCGAUUUGGUAAUUCAAUUUCAGAUUUCUAAUUUAGUUCGGUUUUUGUUGCCACAAGAGUGAAUUCAA